Messenger RNA from Lactuca sativa (garden lettuce), 715 nucleotides. Its product is annotated as putative phospholipase A2 homolog 1. NCBI's taxonomy places the organism in Eukaryota, Viridiplantae, Streptophyta, Magnoliopsida, Asterales, Asteraceae. Gene Ontology annotation, biological process: pollen tube growth; lipid catabolic process; arachidonate secretion. The record is from RefSeq and is a predicted model, not a curated record. Gene Ontology annotation, molecular function: A2-type glycerophospholipase activity; lipid binding; calcium ion binding.
AAAAGGACCAAUCAGAUUGAAGGAAACACGUCAGGCACCAAUAGACUAACCGGUAAGAAAACCUACCGGAGAAACCACUACCAGUAGAGAGAACUCGAACUACGGCCACAGUUCUAGAUACAAAUUUUGCAUAUCUAUAACUAAAACAUAAUGAUUUGGAGGAAAAUCUUGUUCACCUGCUUCUUUAUUAUGCACAUAAUCAUCUCCAUCGCGAUCCCAGAAUCUUCGGGUGCAUCUCAGGUGAGAUGCAGCAAGCGAUGCGUGGCAGAAAACUGUAACUCGAUUGGGAUUAGAUACGGGAAGUACUGUGGCGUUGGAUGGACUGGAUGUCCAGGUGAAAGGCCUUGCGAUGAUCUUGAUGCGUGUUGUCAGAUUCAUGAUGAAUGCGUCGAGAAAAAAGGAAUGACGAAUGUGAAAUGUCACGAGAAAUUCAAGCGAUGCAUAAAGAAAGUUCAGAAAUCUGGAAAGGCUGGGUUUUCUAGAGAUUGUCCUGUUGACACUGCAGUGCCUACAAUGCAACAGGGUAUGGACAUGGCCAUUUUAUUUAGUCAGUUUGGUAACUCUAAGCUUGAACUCUAAUUCACCAAGUGUAGUAUUGCUUUUGCUGCUUAAGAAGUUAAGAUUAGACUUCAAAUUCUUAUACAGUUCAUACAAAUUCAUUUUUUUGUAAGUUACCUCACAUAUUAAGAUUUAUAUCUAACAUUCACCUUCAUCA